Merops nubicus (carmine bee-eater) is the source of this 2692-nucleotide messenger RNA. RefSeq names its product sphingomyelin phosphodiesterase 3, neutral membrane (neutral sphingomyelinase II) (gene SMPD3). The transcript has 7 exons. Gene Ontology annotation, biological process: sphingomyelin metabolic process. The record is from RefSeq and is a predicted model, not a curated record. NCBI's taxonomy places the organism in Eukaryota, Metazoa, Chordata, Aves, Coraciiformes, Meropidae. Gene Ontology annotation, cellular component: extracellular region; cytoplasm. Bases 1 to 1989 code for a protein of 662 amino acids. Gene Ontology annotation, molecular function: sphingomyelin phosphodiesterase activity.
AUGGUUUUGUACACUUCCCCAUUUCCCAACAGCUUUCUGUCAGUUCUGCAUUCUUUUUCCUGGGGCCUGAUUUUCCCAUGCUACUGGUUAGCAGAUAGGCUUGUGGCCUCUUUUGUUCCUACCACCUAUGAAAAACGUCAGAGAGCAGAUGACCCAUGCUAUUUCCAUGCACUCUGCAUCAUUAUUACCACUCCCAUCUACUUGGCACUGUUGGUAGCCUCUCUCCCUUUUGCUCUGAUUGGCUUCUUGUUAUGGUCUCCACUGCAGUCAGCCAGAAGGCCAUACAUCUACUCCAGGCUAGAAGACAAGAACCAUGCCAACGGAGCCACGCUGCUCACCGAAUGGAAGGCUGCAGGGAACGGGAAAAGCUUCUGCUUUGGCAGCGCCAACGUUUGCCUGCUGCCAGAUUCGCUGGCAAGAUUUAAUAAUGUUUUCAAUACACAGGCUAGGGCUAAAGAGAUUGGCCGGAGGAUCCGAAAUGGGGCAAGCAGACCACAAAUCAAAAUAUAUAUAGAUUCUCCUACCAACACAUCUAUCAGUGCAGCCAGUUUUAGCAGCUUGGUCUCCCCCCAGGGUGGCGACAGCACUAAUCGUGCUGUUAAUGCUGGCAUCAAAAGGACAACAUCAAUGGAGUAUAAAGGAGACAAUUCUGGCUCAAACAACAGUGAGGAUAGUAGAGAAGAUAAAGGUGGAGCUGGAGAGCCAAAUGAGGGAGAAGAAAACAGUUGCAUUGUCCGCAUUAACGGAGAGGAUAAUGGCCACAUGUCAGACACAGAAACAGAUACCAUCAAUUGCCAGGCUCAUUCGGGUGGCCCAGCAGAGCCGUCCCUGGAAGGUGACGCAGAGAUCUCAAAAACACCUAACCACAAACAAAAAGAAGGAGAUUCUGGGAGUUUAGACAGCUACUCUGCCUCACGAGAGUCCUUAGUUAAAGUUCGCGUUGGAGAUGGCAUGGUGGACCAAAGCACUGUCAACAACAAGCUCCUCUACAAAGCUUCAAUCAUGAAGAAGACUUCAGUGCGGAAAAAGAAACAUACAGAUGAGACCUUUGAUCAUGAGAUCUCUGCUUUCUUCCCUGCCAACUUGGACUUUCUGUGUUUGCAGGAAGUGUUUGACAAAAGAGCUGCGGAGAAAUUGAAAGAGCAGCUUCAUCACUAUUUUGAAUACAUUCUCUAUGAUGUUGGGGUUUACAGUUGCCACGGCUGCUGUAGCUUUAAGUUUGUGAACAGUGGUCUACUUUUUGCCAGCCGCUAUCCUGUUAUGGAUGCUGCCUAUCACUGUUACCCCAACGGAAGAGGAACGGACUCCUUGGCUUCCAAGGGAGCCUUGUUUCUCAAGGUGCAAGUGGGAAGUACACCUCAGGACCAAAGAAUUGUGGGAUACAUUUCCUGCACUCAUUUGCAAGCUAUUGCAGGAGAUACUACUGUUCGAUGUGAGCAACUGGAUAUGCUUCAAGAUUGGCUGUCUGAAUUCAGAAAAUCUACCUCCUCCUCCAGUACAGCCAAUCCAGAGGAGCUGGUGGCUUUUGAUGUCAUCUGUGGAGAUCUCAACUUUGAUAACUGCUCCUCUGACGACAAGCUGGAGCAACAGCAUUCACUGUUUACGCACUACAAAGACCCAUGUCGAAUUGGUCCUGGGGAGGAUAAACCAUGGGCAAUCGGUACCUUGUUGGAUCCUGAAGGAUUAUAUGAUGAAGAAGUGUGCUCUCCAGAUAACCUACAGAAAGUGCUGGAAAGUGAAGAAGGAAGGAAAGGAUACUUAGUCUAUCCCACCAGCAAGAACCACAGUUCCAGCCAGAAGGGGAGGAAGGCAUCAUUGAAAGGAAACGGAAGGAGGAUUGACUAUAUGCUCUAUACAGAAGAAGGUCUCUACCUAGAAUGGAAAGUGGAAGUGGAGGAGUUCAGCUUUAUUACCCAGUUAGCAGGCUUGACAGACCACCUACCAGUAGCAAUGCGUCUCAUGGUGUCUACAGGAGAAGAUGACCCUUAAAACUGACCAGCUUUGAGAGAUCAGAAGAGGGAAACAUUAAUGAUAUUAAGAAUAUAUCAGAGAGAACAAACUUAUUCUGGUGCCAUGUUAGGCAAGAUGACCAGACCUGACCUGGGCUCCUCCAAGAAUGUACCAGCAAUGGUGGAUAUAAAAAGGGAAGAAAUGGAAGCAGCUGUGGCCAAAAGCCACAGUCACAAGUUGCUCAGGCAACAGGGCAGGCCUGUACUACAAUGCUUUCACUGUGGACUGAAGAGAACCAAGAUGGAAGUCCUAAUUCCUUCUGAACCAGUGCCAUUCUUACUAAAACAUGUUUUUAUACUAAUAUAUAGCACAAUUUAGUUUGUAAUUAGUCUGUGAGUUAGUGCUGCUCAAUGGGUUUUUGCAUCAUUUCUUUGUAUAACUAAUAAGCUGAAGCUUUUUUCUUUUUUUUAGCCUGUUAAAGUUGUAGUAGCGUGCUUGCAUCAGUAGCAUGCGCCCGCACUGCAUGCCACUCUGAGAUAAAAUAGUAAGAUACCGUGGGGAGUAUCAGAAUGGAAUUGAGUUCAAAAAUCAGGUACCAGCCAAAGCAAGGCAUUCUGGGACUGGCAAACCCUUCUGUCAUUACAGAUAGACCUGAAAACAAACACACACAAACUCUAUUCGAUUUGCAGACCAGUAUCUUCCUGUCCAACUUAAGGAUACUUAAAACAUUUGGAAUUAAGAC